This is a messenger RNA of Sparassis crispa, 678 nucleotides long. RefSeq lists its product as hypothetical. The record is from RefSeq and is a predicted model, not a curated record. NCBI's taxonomy places the organism in Eukaryota, Fungi, Basidiomycota, Agaricomycetes, Polyporales, Sparassidaceae. The coding region runs from base 1 to 678 and encodes 225 amino acids. The transcript is spliced from 2 exons.
AUGCAGCUCUCAUUCAUGCUCUCGGUCGUCGCCGGCUUUGCAGCUGUUGCGUCAGGCUUUCCCAUGGCGGUCCCCCAGAGCCUAGUCACCCGGUCUAGCAAGACAGGCUGCACUCUAAGCCCAGCAGAUUACUGCCAAGGCACGAACAAUACCAACCCACAGUACCUCUGCGGCGACUACCGCCUGGGACCCGUCGUGCUCCCUACCGCCAUCCCGCUCGGCAACCUCAUGAGCGAAUAUGACCGUCUUGGCGGGCUCUGCCCAGGCGAGUUCUUGAAGACGUGGACGAACGCGAGCACGGGCGCGUACAACUACCCUCCGCUUGCCGGCUUCCAGCCCGACACGGCCAGCGCACCGAUCGAGGGAAACCAGACGUUGUCCGUGGGCACGCGUGUCGACCGAUUUGGUUCUGCAUACGGCAGCUACGUCUCCCCCGCGUACGCGCCGUACAUCCAGCGCGCGCUCCCGCCGUCGAACCUGGACACGCCCGCGGGCGAGCCGACGUACCCGUAUAACUACCAUGUCUACGAGGUGCUCAAGCCUUUCGUCGUACUUUCUGGGCCGAUCGCGCCGUGGUUUGGGCAGCCUGGCCAGGGGACGCAAUAUGGAACGCCAAUGAGUGUGGGGGCGCUGCUCAACGCGUCGUAUUUGAGGGAGUUGACGCGGGAGGAGUACUAG